Acanthoscelides obtectus is the source of this 2043-nucleotide messenger RNA. The record is from the annotation of a GenBank genome assembly. Lineage: Eukaryota; Metazoa; Arthropoda; Insecta; Coleoptera; Chrysomelidae.
CUCAAAACUUAAAUAGCUUUACUUUUAUUAUACAUCCAUGUACCCAACAUUCUCUUCAAUCACCUUUGAAUAAGCUAUCGGUCACUAUGACUGUUCCGAAAAUUAUUAAAACUUUCAAGACAAGUGAUAUAAAUUCAGAGAAUGCUGAAUUACCAGAAAAACAAGAAUUUCACUCCAAGAAUAAAUCUGCAAAUAAAAUAGGGACAGACUACAACUUCAAGCGGCAGACUAUAUGGAAACUAGUAUUGUUUUAUGGAACUCUGCAUGUUUUGGGAUGGUACGGACUAUACCGUGCUUGCGUUUACUGCCAUACAGUCACAGUGCUUUAUAGUAUUAUAGUUGGUGUCGCAUCCCAGAUAGGUAUUAAUAUGGGCGCCCACAGGCUCUAUGCUCACAGAUCAUUUAAGGCGAAACUACCUCUUCGCAUAGCUCUUGUUAUUUUGGACACCAUUGCCGGGAUGUACACGUUGUACUACUGGGUCAGAGAUCAUAGACAACAUCACAAAUACACUGAUACAGAUGCGGACCCUCACAAUUCUAGUAGGGGAUUCUUUUUUUCACAUGUCGGUUGGCUUAUGAGUAAAAAGCACCCAGCUGUGAGAGAAUAUGGAAAAACAAUAGAUGUCCACGAUUUAGAAUCAGAUAAGGCAGUCAUGUUCCAGAAAAGAUAUUACCUUCCUCUAUAUGUGUUUUUAAAUUCAAUCAUAGUUGCAGUACCUGUAUGGCUAUGGAAUGAAACUGCACUUAACUCGAUAUUCGCCUCCUACUUCUUCAGAUACAGCUUGUUUUUCAAUAUAACAAUGUGUGUCAACAGUUGGGCUCAUUUCUUUGGAAGUAAACCGUAUGAUAAGAAUAUUCGCCCAGCAGAGUCCAACGUGCUAUCCUUUCUGGUAGUGGGAGAAGGCUGGCAUAACUACCACCACACGUUUCCUUGGGACUAUCGAGCUGCUGAAUUUGGUCUCCAUUAUAGCUUGACCACAUUUCUGAUCGACUUAUCCAAUAAAUUUGGGUUGGCUUAUGAUUUGAAGUGUGCCUCAAAACAAAUGGUUCAGAAGAGGUCAUUAAGAACAGGUUAAAGGUCUCUUUGAGAUACUUAGUCAAAAAUUCCAUAUAUGUUAAAAAAUAAUUCUGAUAUACUAGUUCUUAUCUUAUUAAAGUCGCGUUUCCUAUAUAAUGUAACGAAUACACUGUUUUACUGUACAAAGUCUAAUUGAUUACUUUUACCCUAAUGCAUAACACUUGUACCAAUUUAUGACAAUUCAUAAGCAUGCUGACUGUACACGUUGUUCGACAGUCUCGACUGUGACUAACUGCUUCCGCUAUCUGGGCGGGAAUUUAUCCCCCUAUCGACACGUCGAGAAAUGUUCCAGCUUUUUCCAGAUCAUGUCGUGAACUUCCAUAGUUGUUUGCCUCAAAAAAGUGGAAAAAUUCUAAAAGUAUUGGCUGGUUGAAUACUUGAAUAGAGGAAGUUUGCUCGGAAAAGGAAAUAUGGACAUAGUUAAUCUAUCAGAACGUGAUUUAAUUGGAUUACUGAAUUUAAACGGGACCGUACGGACGUCCAUGACAAAGCACGCAGUGAACGCCUGAAAAAUGAUAUACUAUUUAUAAUGUCAAUUGAAACAGCAAAAAGAAAGCCCGGAGUCCGAAAGAAUGUUUGAAAUAUAAUAUAGUUAAGCUGUACAAGGGACCAUAAAAACUACCUAAUCUCUUGUCAUGUUCGUACAUAAGAAGUGGUACAUGGGGCCAUUUGUAUCACGACGUAGUUGUCACGUUAAACAGUGUUGCGGUGGCCUACUAUACUCGAGAGUGAUAGAGUCAGCAAAUAUUUUGAGGGAUGGUUUGUUAUUGAACCGAAAUCACAAAAUGCCCUUCUGGCCUGAUUAAAAAGAGUUAUCUCUGGAUCAAGAGAGACUGCUGUCGUCAAAGGCCACAACUCCCCCGUUUUUCCUCAAAUUGGAGUGCACUUCCUAGUUCGAAAGCUAAAAUGGUUAGUCUUCACCAAGAAAAGCAUAUAGUGGGGCCACCUGACUGCAGAAAAAGGUC